Mytilus trossulus (common blue mussel) is the source of this 1691-nucleotide messenger RNA. RefSeq lists its product as uncharacterized. The record is from RefSeq and is a predicted model, not a curated record. The transcript is spliced from 5 exons. NCBI's taxonomy places the organism in Eukaryota, Metazoa, Mollusca, Bivalvia, Mytilida, Mytilidae. Bases 87 to 1691 code for a protein of 534 amino acids.
AUCAAAUAGAAAAUUCAAUAUUGCCAAUCACGCUAUUAUAUGAUGAUAACUGCUAUGUUUAUGCUGAAUGAGGCUUGGAUGUAGACAUGUUUUUGCAAAGGAUUAUAGUCAAGCUGUUGCUGAUUCUUCUUGUGCAGAUAUGCGUCAGUGGGAAAUUAUUGUAUGAGGAAUGUCGAUCACACAUGGGAAAAGAAUUUGUUCUCAUAUUUACAGACAACAGUAGACACAACAAUUUACUCCGGCUCUAUAUUACAACACCUGUAAAUGAAAGUUUUACUGUUCAUGUUGAAACACCAUUGCUGGGUCAAAUAAAUCAAGAUUAUGUCGUAACAAAUGGAUCGGAAUUAUUCAUUGAACUUCCAAUAGACCUUGCAAUUUUAAGAACUACAAAAAGUAACAAAACAAUACUGGUCACAGCACAGAACUUCAUUGUAUUGUUUGCUUCAAACAUGCAGAGUAAUGGAGGUGACUCCUAUAUAAUUUAUCCAAUUGCAGUUCUAAGUACUGAGCACGUAUCUGUCAAUUUAAAAACAAAGUCAGGCAGUUAUCAUUCAGUUACUGCCGUGAUAGCUAUAGCAGAUCAAACUGUAGUGGAUAUUUCAUUACCCGCUGGUGCCGUUGUAGUGUUUGAUGGUACCAAAUAUACUUCUGGAAAUACUUUGUCUAUGAGUCUAAAUAAAUAUGAAGUUUUUCAGUUUACUUCAUCUGACGAUUUAUCGGGAACAAUUCUGACAUCAAAUUACCCUAUUGCUGCUUUUAGUGGUCAUGAACUUGGAAACCCUGAAAUAAGCAGUCAAACUUCUAUCGAUAUGAUAUAUGAAAUGCUUAUUCCUACUAUAUAUUGGUCCACGUAUUAUAUUGCCAUCAGUAACCCCGUGUUUGAUUCAGGAGAAGGAGAACUUAUCCAAGUCUUCACGUCCGAAGACAAUACUAAUAUUAUGAUAAACACAUCCGGAACUCUUGAUCAAAUAAGUGUUGGCACAAAGGCGUCAUACCACCAAUUUGACUUACCAUUAUCCGAAGUAGCAGUAAUAACCGCAGAUAAACCCGUUUUAGUUUCUCAAAUAUCAGCAUCUAAACAACUUGCGGGAAGUUAUACAGGUGAUGCUAGAUUGCUUCUACCUAGCCCAGUAAAUGCAUGGUUGAGUGAAUACAGUUUUAACACACCAGGCGAAAAUAUGUAUAAUGGGCUAGUCCUUUUGGCUGACAGUAUUUCUUUGAAUAAUAUCACUCUGAACGAAAAGAGUCUUAACUCGUCUAUUCAAUGGACCGAAAUCAAAGGUACAAAUUUCAUAUAUACAUCUAUACAACUGUCCGAGGGCGUACACACUUUGACUUGUAUAUCAACUGCUUCGAAAUGUUGGGGAUAUGUAUACGGAAUUCACAGCUUAGAAGAAUAUGGUACAUCUAUUGGCAGGAGUUUUACUCAGAAAACUGAAGACAAUUUGAACUUUAAUCAAAUAAAAAGUUCUGUACUGGAGUUUAAAAAUAAUGGAAUGAUAUAUACCACGCCUAUCUUUUCCACAGUGUCAAGGUCACUCGUUGGAUGUAUAAAAAUGUGCCGAAUAUAUUUGUGUGCUAUUGUUUCCUUCCGGUCAGCAGAUGGAUCAUGCUUAUUAUACACAGAUGAAGAAAAAUGCGGUUCAAUAAAACUUUCUACAGGUUUCAAACUGUACUUUGUUCGGAAUUAA